This is a messenger RNA of Auanema sp. JU1783, 1398 nucleotides long. The record is from the annotation of a GenBank genome assembly. Lineage: Eukaryota; Metazoa; Nematoda; Chromadorea; Rhabditida; Rhabditidae.
AUGAUAGCUUCAUAUUCGAACAAACCAACAACGCUUCUCAUGAAACCUCAGAGUGUGGCUAAAGCAGCCGCACUACUGUUCUACACACUAGCACCAACGACAGUUCACAUCGCAAUGGCGACCAACACCAGCACUAUUACGAGUUUAUCCCUGCCAUCAACUUCAAAAGCAACGAACGCAUCGUUCGCUGUUUCAAACAAAACCACAACAACGACGAACAGCACAAAGAUACGCGAAUGUCUUCCGUACACUCAAGUUUUUCCUGAUCUCAGCCAUCAUCCGGCCUCCAUCUCUAUAUUCACCUUGCUUUACACCCUAGUAUUCGUAGCCAGCGUACUAGGUAAUUCAGGUGUAAUAUACGCAACAAUCAAAUAUCGCAGUCUACAGACAGUUCAAAAUAUUUUUAUCGUCAAUUUGGCUGUUAGUGGCGUAAUAUUAGCUUUUAUUUCAAUUCCAUUAACACCCGUAACCAAUAUAGCGAAAGAAUGGUUCUUCGGUGCACCCAUGUGCCGCACAUUCGCGGGAGUUCAAGCUGUCGGUGUUUUCAUCGGCACGUUCUCAUUGUGUGCAAUAGCUGUUGAUCGUUAUUUCCGACUUGUGAUAGCUCCAGGCAGCCCAUUGAGAAGAAAAAAUGCAAUACGGAUAACAAUUCUUUUAUGGAUUAUAUCAAUUGUCAUAGCAUUACCAUAUAUGGUUCACGUCAAAAUGCGUACUUACGAUGAAUUCAAUAUCUGUGGCAUUUUCUGCACAGAGGAAUGGCCGAACGUUGCUUCGAAACGUACUUAUACCAUAUUUGUACUCGUCGUGCAGUUCUUGAUUCCAUUCACAAUCAUGGCAAUAUGCUAUCAUGCUGUUUUUGCAUUUUUACGACGACGGGCGAAGUCUCGCUUGACCAGUAUCGCCCAACAAGCCAACCUUUUAUUAGUUGUUGCUGCUACCGCUGGACGACAGACACAACAACAUAAAGAGCAGUUGACACACUUACUCGAACAAAAGAAACGCGUGAUGGCUCAGAAGCGACGUGUCACUCUAAUUCUAGUCUCGAUGGUGCUCAUUUUUCUGAUCACAUCACUUCCACACAAUAUAGUUAGCACACUUAUUGAGUUUACGGACAAUACACGCAUGCUGAUGUUUAAUAAAGAAGAUUACACAUAUCUGACGAAUCUCUUCACACAUCUACUUGCCAUGAUGUCAUGCGUCUCCAAUCCUCUACUCUACGCAUUCUUGAAUCCAGAGUUCCGCGAAUUAAUCAUCUCAGGGUUAUCAGGCUUUAAAUGGACCUCACAAUUUGCUUCACGAACAUUCCAGCCUACACAAACAACGUUAUUUGAACGAUGUAGCGUAGUCAAUGCACGCGUGUAUCAGAAACAACCUUCUGUCGAAGUUCAUCAACUUUAA